UGACAGCGCUCAGAUCCAUCAUGGCGGCGGAGGAGCUGCCCUCGGAGGUGGACGUGGUGAUCGUGGGCACAGGCCUGUGUGAGGCGGUGGUGGCGGCCGCCUGCUCCAGAGUGGGACAGAGAGUUCUACACUUGGACAGGAGGAGUUAUUACGCUGGGGAUUGGGCGAGCUUCACGUUUCCUGGGCUCCUGUCGUGGAUCCAGGAGCAGCAGGCGGAGCCAGAGCCAGAGCAGCCCGCUGAUUGGUCGUCUCUGCUGCAGGAGGGGGAGGAGCUUGUUCAUCUGAACCAAUCGUAUUCAUCCAUCAGUAACUUGCAGGUGCACUGCUACGUCAGUGAAGAAGAGGAACCACCGUCUACAGAGAAAACUGAAGAAGAGACAGGUGCCUCAGGUUCAGAAGGAACCCAGGACCAGGUCCCAGAGAGUCAAUCAGAGCCCUGCACUGAGACUGAGGGCCAAUCAGAGCCCUGCGAUGAGACUGAGGGCCAAUCAGAGCCCUGCGAUGAGACUGAGGGCCAAUCAGAGCCCUGCGGUGAGACUGAGGGCCAAUCAGAGUCCUGCACUGAGACUGAGGGCCAAUCAGAGCCCUGCGGUGAGACCAACACCCAAUCGGAAACUGGCAAUGAGACUGAGGGCCAAUCAGAACAGAGGAGGUUGACACUGCCAGAUUUAGUGAGAGAAGGACGUCGCUUUAACAUCGACCUGGUGUCAAAGUUGCUGUUUUCUCGUGGCUCAUUGGUCAAUCUGCUCAUCCAAUCAAACGUCAGUCGCUAUGCAGAGUUCAAGAACGUGAGCCGCAUCCUCACCAUCCUCAACGGCAACGUCACCCAGGUCCCGUGCAGCAGAGCAGAUGUCUUUUCCAGCCGACAGCUCUCUGUCGUCGAUAAGAGGAAGUUAAUGAAAUUCCUCACUUCCUGUUUGGACGAGAAUGACCCACCUACAGAGUUUGUGGGACGCUCGUACAUGGACUUCCUGGAGCAGCAGUCAUUGGGGGCGGAGCUGCGUCAUUUCCUGUUUUACUCCAUCGCCGGGGCGACGGAGGACACACCCACGGAGGCGGGGCUGGCCUCCACACGCCACUUUCUACGCUGUCUCGGUCGCUACGGCAACACACCCUUCCUGUUUCCUGUCUACGGCCUCGGAGAGAUCCCACAGUGUUUCUGCAGGAUGUGCGCGGUGUUCGGGGGAAUUUACUGCCUCAGACACUCGGUCCAGAGUCUGGUCCUGCACAGAGACUCCAACAGGUGUGUAGCUGUGAUUGACAGUCGGGGUCAGAGGAUCAGCUGUUGUCACUGUGUCCUGGAGUCUGGACUUUGGGACCCUCCUCAGACCGAGACCAGGACCAGGACCAGGUCCAGUUUGACGUCCAGAGCCGUCCUCAUCACCGACCGAUCCAUCCUCCCCUCAGACUCAGAACUAAACCAGGUGUCUCUGGUCUCUGUUCCGUCUCUGGGGUCUGGAUUUCCUUCAGUCCGAAUAGUUGAGCUCAGCCCCUCGACCAUGACCUGCAUCAACGGCACCUACCUGGUGCACCUCACCUGUGCGUCCACAGGCUCCGCCCACCAUGACCUGUUUCCUGUGGUAACCAGUCUCUUCAGGACCCCCGAGUCACCUGACCACAGUGGCCCGUCCGUUCUCUGGAGUCUGUACUUCAACAUGGCGGCAUCCUCAGAGGUCGAAGGUCAAGAGCUGCCAAUCAACGUCCACAUGGGCUCCGCCCCUGACUCCGCCCUCGGUCAUGACGUCACCAUCGCUCAGGCUGAGAAAAUUUUCCAGAAAAUUGUUCCAGACGAAGAGUUCUGUCCUCCAGCUCCAAACCCCGAAGACAUCAUCUACGACCUGGAGAGCGGGGGACCGGAGGGCGGGGGACCGGAGGGCGGGGGACCGGAGGGCGGGGGACCGGAGGGCGGGGGACCGGAGGGCGGGGGACCGGAGGGCGCGGGGCCGGAGAGCGGGGGACCGGAGAGCGGGGGACCGGAGAGCGGGGGACCGGAGAGCGGGGGACCGGAGAGCGGGGGACCGGAGAGCGGGGGACCGGAGAGCGGGGGACCGGAGGGCGCGGGACCGGAGGGCGCGGGACCGGACAAUAAUCCGUAA
Messenger RNA from Periophthalmus magnuspinnatus, 2096 nucleotides. It is a transcript of the gene chm, whose product is annotated as CHM Rab escort protein. Gene Ontology annotation, biological process: small GTPase-mediated signal transduction; vesicle-mediated transport; intracellular protein transport. NCBI's taxonomy places the organism in Eukaryota, Metazoa, Chordata, Actinopteri, Gobiiformes, Gobiidae. The record is from RefSeq and is a predicted model, not a curated record. Gene Ontology annotation, cellular component: nucleus; cytosol; cytoplasm. Bases 21 to 2096 code for a protein of 691 amino acids. The transcript is spliced from 17 exons. Gene Ontology annotation, molecular function: GDP-dissociation inhibitor activity.